Ciona intestinalis (vase tunicate) is the source of this 4808-nucleotide messenger RNA. The record is from RefSeq and is a predicted model, not a curated record. Lineage: Eukaryota; Metazoa; Chordata; Ascidiacea; Phlebobranchia; Cionidae.
CCUUUGAUGAAAUAACCUACUCUGGUCCUGUUCGAUUUUACUAUCAAUCUUCGUUGAGUAAACAUGAAAGUUUCCGUUUGAUGACGCUCUCCGAUCGUGACCAAGUGCGUGAUAUUCUACCUACAUUACGCGAAAAAUUUUCAAUUUCAGCUGAUGUGAAAUGUAAUAUACGAGAAGUUAUUAACGGAGAUGAGAUCUUACUUGACCCAGAAGAUCGACCACUUGAACUAGCUGUAAACUCCAAGUCCCCUCUGACCUUCCACGUGACAACUGGAAAUUACCGAAAUUUGGAAUUACUGCAAAGCACAAAAAGAGAUGGGUUUUCCCCAGAACAUACAAGAAAAUUAGUGGAAAAGUUCAAUUUGGCAACGAAAGUAAAUAAUGAAGAAACAAAAAGUUUGGUGACGUCAUCACCAAGUUUUUCAUCUGGGCAAACAAAUUUAAGUGGAAGCAGUCGCAGUGGAAGUUUAAAAGUUAUUGAAACUAAUCAAACAGAAACAAGAAGUGCCAUGGCGUUUUCACCUUCCGUAAAAGCAGGUGCCAGUAACGUAAGUCAACGAGAAUAUCAGAAUCUACAAAAACUACAAAAUGAACUGACUCACACUCAAAGACAGGAUCAAAAGGAUAUUGCAGGAAAAACUGUAAACCUACCAGUAGCUGUUACUGAUGAGCUUCAACAGGAAGGUGGAACACGCAGAGGUCGUAUGCGAAGCCUUAAACAAAAAAAGAGCGACACGAUGACGUCAUCAUAUCGAACCGGUAGAUCAUCUUCUGCAAGAAGAUUGUUUGCAAGUUUAAGGAAGUACAGACAACGCUCAUCUUCUCGGGAGCGAAAGGAGACUAAGAGCGUAUCUGAUAUUGGAUUGGAAGAUUCUAGAGGUACAGCAAAUAACCCAGAGCUUUCUUCGGAUGCCAAUCUUCCUGGUAUUAUGAAGAUCUUUGGAGAUGCAAUAAGCCCAGGUGCGAACUAUAAGAGCGUUAUGGCUACCCGAGAAUCUAGCGCACUUGAACUUGUAAAAACCGCAGUGAAACGAUAUGGCUUACAGCGACAGCAUGCGAAAAAAUAUAUUCUUUGCGAGGUUAUAGGUCGGCUAACAACAGAAAACAUACCGCAAUCACGUUAUAAUGGACUGAAGGUAAAGAUGAUAAAGAAAAGCAGGAGUAAAGCGAACUCUUCUCUUGAAUCUUCGUCGUGCAUGGAGAGUUUUAAGGAAGAUUACAUCAGACCAUUAAACGAUCACGAACGGCCACUUAAACUACAAUCUUAUUGGAAACCUUUAGAUGGACAUUGUAGACGAUUUGAAAUUCGAUUAAAAUCGGAGGUACUAAAUGCAGCAAGCAAAGAUAAUGAAACACGCGAUAUCAAUUCACAAGCAAAACGACUUGUUAUGCAAAAAUCCAAGCCAAAUUUAAGCGUUUCGUCGUUUUACGUACAUUCAUCUAACCAACCUACAACGGAUAGUGAAGAGUCAGAAGAGGAAUAUGCUCCAUCUUCAUGCGUGUUAGACUUAGAUGAAAAAACUAACACCGAUACAAAAGCUGAUUAUGAACCUAAAUCCCUGCCACUUCAAAUCCCGUUAACAGAUAAACCAACAUUUAUUUGCCAAAGCCCAACUGAAGCAAAGUUGGCUCAUGAAACCAAAAGUGCAGAAACUUGUUCUUUUAGCAAUGAGAUUACCCCACCGCCACCAGUGCCCUAUCUACUAACUGUGUUAGGUGACACACCGGAAGCAAAUGGUUUUCAGCGUUUUCUCGAACGGGAUGAGAUUUUAGUUGGCAGUGAAGUAUCCGAUUUUAAAUUGAAGGCACCUGGAGUUUUACGACACCAUUGCGUUAUCAGACGACACUUAGAAACCCUUUUUGAUGAAACCAAAAAUUUUAAAGCAACGCAAAAGUGGCGUGUUGUGGUGUCACCACUAAAAUCAAGGGCAGAAGUUACAGUAAACGGUGUGAGAGUGUUGUCAAAUCACACGUUGACUCAUGGAGAUAUUUUAUGUAUCGGUAAAAGUAUCAUAUACAAAUACGAAGAUCCUACUUCGAGCAUAAACAUUGACUGCUGUGUUGUCCCUUCACCUUCCGCCAAAAAUAGAAAAGAAAUUUUAAUUUCAAGUGAUGUAACAGAAAAGCAAUCAUCCGUAAGGAAUUAUGCUGACAUAACACUUUCAUCUCCGUUUUGUCCCGAAAUACCAGCGAUCAUGGAGACUCAGCUCAGUUAUGAGCGAAAAUAUGAAGAUGAGAUUUUGGACCAACUUUUCGACAUUUUUUCUAACUUUUGCCUUGACAAUAUGGAAGAGCCACUUGCACCUGCCAAUUUCCUUUGCCACAUGAUCACCCAUGCUUGCUUAAACUUUGAUCUUGCUGAUAAGAAUGAGUCAUUGUUUAAAGUAGCAAGCCACAUGCAAACGUUUGUUUUGAAUGCAACCAGAAAAGUUUCAGUUCAAGACAUUCAAUCUAAUGAUCCAUCUGAACAUCUUCUUAAAUCACUGCGCCUGGUUGUCUUCUGGAUGUCAAACACUCUUGAGAUAUUUGAGUUCCUUCAGAAAGAUUUAAUUCCCCAUGUCCUUGAUUGUGUGGAAGAAGCAAAAAAGAAGAAUUAUGUUAGCUCAAAAAUCCUGGAUGAAGCUAAGAAGUUUGAAAUUAAUGAAGAAAUCUUAGGGUUACUUGAAGAAGUCGUAAUGUAUGCAUUCCAACAGCUGGUGUAUUAUCUUACCAAGACUUUGUAUGGUUCAUUACCGGCCAUCCUGGAUUGUAAUCCAUUUUCUGAUGUUGAAUCAACACCAAGUGUCAAUCAUGUGAUUAAAGUGUACAACUAUGCUUGGGAGAUGACUCAAACAUAUUUAGUGAAUCAACAGAUUGCUGAUCAGCUCUUCGCCUAUCUGUUUUUCUUUACAAAUGUUUCACUUUUCAAUACGUUGAUGGAAAAUGAUGCUUCAACAAAAUAUUUCAAAUGGGAAAUGGGAGUUCGUAUACGUGGCAACUUGGAAAAACUAGAGAACUGGGCAAUUGAAUUUGAAUAUUCAUAUCAAGUAUCGGCUUUCCUUGUCAAGAUAUCUACCUUGGCAAACUUACUAGCCACCCCUCGUACACAAAUGGCAAAGUACACCUGGUCAACAUUUCGUAAAAACUUUCAUGGCUUAAACUCUGCUCAGCUCUGUCAUGUGCUUGAGUGCUACCAAAUGACUGGCCAGCAACAGAAACCAACAAGUUGGUUUCCUGAUCAAGAAGUGGAAAUGAAUACCAGUGGCGAAGAUGCAGUGAUGGAGAGUUAUGAAAGUCAUCCUCCCCUUACACUUCCUGUCAGUGGUUCAAGAAUCAACCUGGGUGAAUUACCAAACAAUCCAAAACUGCAAAAUCUGAUCGCCAGUUUUAAACACAAAGUAUAUAGUCCUCACACUGAACAACUAUGCAAAGAGUUUAAAAAUGAAAAGAAGCAAUCAUUUUUGUCCAAUGAGUUGAAAGUUACAAUGCCCACCUCUCCAGAUGUUGUUCCAAUGUCUUACCCGGAUCUUCUUCCUGAAUCCGAGAGCUCUGCUGCUAAUGUUGCUUCAUCUGGGGGUUUUGGAAGAAUUGUUUCAUCAUCAUCAUCAUGUUCGUCAUCUUCAGAACCUGAGGCUUAUAUUGUAAAGAACUGGAAGUAUGAUGAAGAAGCAAAUGCAUCAAAAGCAAUAAACAAAUUGGUUGAGUUUAACCUUUCAAAUAACCAAUCUGACAGCAGAAGAACUUAGACAAGAUUGCGACAGUUUACUUGUACUACCAGUAGCAGAAAUAGAGUCAUUUAAUUCUCGUAUCUCAAAAUCUACACAUCAUGAAAUCUCGUCUCCAGCUGAUACAUCAGUAUGUAGUGAUAACAGUAUGCCAAAAGAAGUUUUUAUUGUGGACAUUAAAAAAGGAAAACAAGGUCUUGGUGUUGGGUUGGUGGAUGGCACUAUUACAUCAUUAGGUUUACCAGGAAUAUUCGUUCGAUCACUAAUUCCCGACGGUCCGUCAGUUAAGCACAUACACUCUAAGCAUCAUGAUGUAAUAAGAUGUUGGUUACAAGAAGGGAGAUUACAACUGGGUGAUCGGAUAUUGGCAGCAAAUGGUGUCAGUCUAAUAAACAUGUCCUACCAUGAGGCAAUGCGGGCAGUGUGGCAAGCUGGUGAUAAUAUCAGACUUCUGGUUGGUCGAUGUGGUUCGGAUGUUGCUAUAAAAAUUACCUCGUCAAGUUGCUGAUGUAAACAAAUAUGAAGAUCUGUAAUUAGCCAUGAGGUGUAUGAAACAGAACACCCAGGUAUUAAUAACUGCAGCAAAUUUUGCGGAAUUGCUAAAAUCAGUAAACUUAAAUUGUAAUUAAUAACUUUUUUUGAAUAGUUAAUAUGAUGGUAAUGAUCAUCUAUCUGAUUACCUAACUAGAUCAUCAACACUUUGUUUACAUACCUUCUUUUUAAAGUAUGUGCAUGGUGUGUCAGUUUGCUUUUAGGAUAACAUAAAAGAACAAUUAUCAGUGCAUCAUUACAAAUCUUUUUAUGCCCGAGCAAUUGUUGGUCACCUAAGGGUCGUAGAAGUGCUUUUAUUGGAACAGUUGUUGUUUUUAUUUGUGGGGCCCAUUUAGGCAAAUCUCAUUUCUCAACCCUUACAUCUCAAGUUUUUUAUCUCUUAACUAAAGUCAAAUCUAUUAAAAUAUAGUAAGAUAGAAUAAUUCAUUUUUUCCUGAAAUUUGUUAGUAAGUUUGAACGAGAAAGCAUCUCUAUUAUACCUUUGUAUCAUUAAUUGUAAUUGAAACAUUACGUUUAAGUUCAACAUUAAACAUUUUUACAUGUCAACAAGGU